Molecule: messenger RNA, 594 nt
Organism: Lachancea dasiensis
Lineage: Eukaryota; Fungi; Ascomycota; Saccharomycetes; Saccharomycetales; Saccharomycetaceae
Source: the annotation of a GenBank genome assembly
AUGUUCCACCUUGCCAAGGGCCUGUAUGCCAACUGGAAUCGGAAAGAACAGUACUCGAUCUUGAUAUUAGGUCUUGACAAUGCCGGAAAGACAACAUUUUUAGAAAUGCUUAAGAAGGAAUACUCGAAAAACUCUAAAUCACCGGACAGAAUAACGCCGACGGUAGGUCAGAAUGUGGCCACCAUUCCCGUGGAGUCUAGUGUAUUGAAAUUCUGGGAUGUGGGAGGUCAAGAAUCGCUACGAACGCUGUGGCCGGAGUAUUAUCGCCAGGCGCACGGAAUCAUUUUCGUGAUCGACAGCGCCGAUCGAGCUCGUCUUGAAGAAUGUUGCACGACGCUCAGAUCUGUGGUUGCAAACGAAGACGUGGAGGGCAUUCCUGUGCUCAUGCUGGCCAACAAGCAGGAUCGAGACGACCGCAUGGAGGUUCAAGAUAUCAAAGAGGUUUUUAAUAAGAUUGCCGAGCAUUUAGGUGCGCGGGACAGUCGUGUGCUCCCAAUAAGUGCUCUAACGCAGGAUGGCAUCAAAGAAGCUGCGGAAUGGAUACUGGUGCGUUUGAGACGAAACAAAGUGAACAAGCCUCCGCUGUACAAAUAA